CCGGGGGCCGGCUAGCGUGCGGCCGCGCGGCGGCGGCGGCGGCGGCGGCGGCGGCGACUUCCUCCGGGCCGAGCCGGACAGCGCAGGGCCAUGGCCGAGGCGGCCGCGGCUCCGAUUUCUCCAUGGACAAUGGCAGCUACAAUUCAGGCCAUGGAGAGGAAGAUCGAAUCGCAGGCUGCCCGCUUGCUUUCCCUAGAAGGUCGAACCGGGAUGGCCGAGAAGAAGCUGGCCGACUGCGAGAAGACGGCCGUGGAGUUGGGGAACCAGCUGGAGGGCAAGUGGGCGGUGCUGGGGACCCUGCUGCAGGAGUACGGGCUGCUGCAGAGGCGGCUGGAGAACGUGGAGAACCUGCUGAGGAACAGGAACUUCUGGAUCCUGAGGCUGCCCCCGGGCAGCAAGGGCGAGGCCCCCAAGGUGCCCGUGACCUUUGAUGAUGUGGCCGUGUAUUUCUCUGAGCAGGAGUGGGGGAACCUGUCCGAGUGGCAGAAGGAGCUGUACAAGCACGUGAUGCGGGGCAACUACGAGACGCUGGUCUCCCUGGACUAUGCCAUCUCCAAGCCCGAGGUCCUCUCCCAGAUUGAACAGGGGAAGGAGCCGUGCAGCUGGCGUCGCGCUGGCCCCAAGGUUCCAGAUGUUCCUGUGGACCCGAGUCCAGGCUCAGGGCCCCCCGUUCCUGCCCCUGACCUCUUGAUGCAGAUCAAGCAGGAAGGGGAGCUCCAGCUCCAGGAGCAGCAGGCUCUAGGCGUGGAGGCGUGGGCAGCCGGACAGCCAGACAUCGGGGAGGAGCCGUGGGGCCUCAGCCAGCUGGACUCCGGAGCAGGAGACGUCUCUACCGACGCUGCCUCUGGCGUCCACUCCAACUUCUCAACCACUAUCCCGCCCACCUCCUGGCAGGCGGAUCUCCCCCCUCACCAUCCCUCCUCCGCCUGCUCAGACGGGACGCUGAAGCUCAGCACGGCCGCCUCCACGGAAGCAGAUGUAAAGAUUGUGAUAAAAACUGAAGUCCAGGAAGAGGAGGUAGUGGCCACACCAGUGCAUCCUACUGACCUAGAAGCCCACGCGACCCUGUUCGGACCAGGCCAAGCCACAAGGUUCUUCCCUAGUCCUGUCCAGGAAGGAGCCUGGGAGAGCCAGGGCAGCUCCUUCCCCAGCCAGGACCCCGUGCUGGGGCUGAGAGAGCCCGCCCGGCCCGAGCGCGAGCUGGGCGAGCCCAGCCCCGCGGUGACCCAGGACGAGACCCCUCCAGGGGACUGGCUCUUCGGGGGGGUCCGGUGGGGCUGGAAUUUCAGGUGUAAGCCUCCCGCGAGCCUGAACCCGAGGACCGGGCCUGAGGGUCUGGCCUACUCCUCGCCCGACAACGGAGAGGCCGUGCUGGACCCCGGCCAGGCCCCGAGACCCUUCAGCGACCCCUGCAAGUACCCCGGCCGGACCAAAGGCUUCGGCCACAAGCCGGGCCUGAAGAAACACCCGGCGGCUCCCCCGGGGGGGCGGCCGUUCACGUGCGCCGCGUGCGGGAAGAGCUUCCAGCUGCAGGUCAGCCUGAGCGCGCACCAGCGCAGUUGCGGGGGGCUGCCCGACGGGGCGCCGGGGGCGGCGGGCGGCGCGCGGGACGGCAGCGGCCUGCGGUGCGGCGAGUGUGGCCGCUGCUUCACGCGGCCGGCGCACCUCAUCCGGCACCGCAUGCUGCACACGGGCGAGCGGCCCUUCCCCUGCACCGAGUGCGAGAAGCGCUUCACCGAGCGCUCCAAGCUCAUCGACCACUACCGCACGCACACGGGCGUGCGGCCCUUCACCUGCACCGUGUGCGGCAAGAGCUUCAUCCGCAAGGACCACCUCCGCAAGCACCAGCGCAACCACGCAGCGGGCGCCAAGCCGGCCCGGGGCCAGCCCCUGCCGCCGCUGCCUGCCGUGCCCCCCGACCCCUUCAAGAGCCCCGCCUCCAAAGGACCCUUGGCCUCCACGGACCUCGUGACCGACUGGACUUGUGGCCUGAGUGUCCUGGGACCCACCGACGGCGGGGACCUGUGAGGCCCCCGCGGGCGACCCCCGCAGGCCCAAGUGUAAAGAGGCGCUUCUCCAGACAGCAGGGUGGUGCGAAAAGCUUCGAGGCGGAACGGAGCCUGGGGGAGAACCAGAUUCCCAGUUGCUGAACCGAUCACUGGAGCGGGAGAAACUACCAGACAACGCAGCUCCCACCUCUAAACAAAGUAGAAUUCUCUGAUUGUGAAACUGAGCAGCAUAGAAUUUUAAGUAAUUUAAUUACGAAACUUUUUUUUUUUUUUCUAAUUCUUGAAGAGAAAGCCGUUAAAUAGUAGUAGCAGCAGUUUAAACUUCGUAGUGUACCUUUGGUUUCUGGAGUGCGUGUGUGUGCUGUGGGCUGUGUCCUUACCAAGUCUGACAGAGGGUGCGACGGAAGCUUGGCUGGCCGGGGACGCGGGCGAGGAGGGACCUGGACCUCCCUGGCCUCAGUGACCCCUAGGGAUGGGCCGGUCUCUGCACACAGUCCCAGGGGAGCGGAGACCGGGCUCUGCCCAGGGCCAGGCUGGGAAGUAAGGCCAGCCGGGCGCCGUGGAAGCCCAGCCUCAGCUCGCGGGCAGGAGGACUGAGGAGCAGUAGCCCAGCGUCUCUCAGCACCUGCCUUUCAUCUGCGAAGGCUCUGCGCCAAGUGCCCGCCGUGCGCAGGCGCUCUGCCGCUCCCCCCCCCCCCCCCCGCCCCGCCCCGUGACUCCUGGGCCUCGUAAAGGAGAGCUGUCCGGAAGCACCGUUAGGGAUGCAGGCGUGAGGCAGGGGCUGCAGAAGCAGGGCCGGGAACAGAGCCUCACCUGCCGACCCCCACAGGGGAGGGGCUGCCCUCUGCUCCUGCCAGAUGCUCGUUUCCUUUUCUCUUGGUGUGGUGUGUGUUCUCGCUGUCCAGACGCUUUCACAUGGAACCUCAUUUGAUCGUUACUGUGCCCUAGUGAAGCACGCCGGACGAGCAUCCUUUCCUGUGAGAGAUGAGGCAAUAAGCUACUCAGAGGGGACCCAUCUCAGCCUCGCACCCCGUGUGCACGAUGAGUGCAGACACUUGGGAAGAGGCUCAGGUCAGACUUGGCUCAUCCUUCUGGAGCAUCAGUUUGGGGGAGGAAAGCUUUUCAUUUUGCCCUUUUAGAAGGUUUGCCCCACAUCUGCCUGAGCAAAAUCAUCAGGCCUCAAGCUUUAGCCAAGUGGCAGCCUUGGCGGCCGGUGGGCGCUCACCCCCGGGAGGGGUCGGGGUUGAGGGGCUGGGCCAGGGGCAGGGCUUGCUCGUUCCCUGGCUGACAUCUUGAAGGUGGAAUUAGAAAUGGGCCAAGGUUUCUUGAUUCCACCCCAAUGCUGUCUCUGCCACACGACUAUCCAUUCCCGUUUUGUUGAAGCAGACGCUGGUUCCUUGUCCUCUGGGGAACUUGUUUCCCGAGGGGGGAGACCGUCACUUCUGUUCAUUCAGCUCCCUUGUGCGUACUUUUAUUAGGCAAUAGACUAGUUAAGAAGAUUGUUUCUAUGUACUGUAUAUUUUGUACCAGUUUACACUUCUAAUAUUGAUAUAACUGAUAUUUUGAGAAACAAAUGAAGAGGAGACCUCCUGUUAAAAUAAAACCUAACCAGCACCGAG
Molecule: messenger RNA, 3628 nt
Organism: Globicephala melas (long-finned pilot whale)
Lineage: Eukaryota; Metazoa; Chordata; Mammalia; Artiodactyla; Delphinidae
Gene: ZNF746
Product: zinc finger protein 746
Biological process (GO): regulation of DNA-templated transcription
Molecular function (GO): DNA-binding transcription repressor activity, RNA polymerase II-specific
Source: RefSeq, a predicted model, not a curated record